Mobula hypostoma (lesser devil ray) is the source of this 8041-nucleotide messenger RNA. It is a transcript of the gene mynn, whose product is annotated as myoneurin. The transcript is spliced from 11 exons. Gene Ontology annotation, molecular function: calcium ion binding; serine-type endopeptidase activity; RNA polymerase II cis-regulatory region sequence-specific DNA binding. Bases 326 to 2482 code for a protein of 718 amino acids. Gene Ontology annotation, biological process: complement activation, lectin pathway; proteolysis; regulation of transcription by RNA polymerase II. Gene Ontology annotation, cellular component: nucleus; extracellular region. The record is from RefSeq and is a predicted model, not a curated record. NCBI's taxonomy places the organism in Eukaryota, Metazoa, Chordata, Chondrichthyes, Myliobatiformes, Myliobatidae.
GAAGCGUCGCCCGGGACUGAGGACAGCUACUGUGGGGGCAGGUCCACGUGGGAGAGCAGUUCAGAAGGCGGAGCCUGGGCUCCACAGCGGUGGGGAUUGGAGAGUCCCAAAGAGGGGCGGGCUCUUGGACCUUAUGAAGGUGAGGAUUGGAGAAUCGCGGCAAAGGGCUGAGCCUAUGACUUGAACAGGACGAGGAUUGGAGGAUCAUAGAGACAGAGGACGCGGAUUGGAGGAUCACAGUGUGGAGGCGGGUCCUGCGGCUCCACGGGGAGCCUCAGACGCGAGCGAACUCUAUUUUGUGAGAAGCAGUAAAGCGAGGCCGAGGAUGGGAUGCUUCUGGCUGGUUGUGCUGUGCUUCUUGCCUCUAUGUGGAGGGAAUGUCACUGAGUUGGUUGGAAUGUUUGGACAGAUUCAGUCUCCCAAUUAUCCAGAGGGUUAUCCAAGUGAUACAGACAUGACCUGGAACAUCACGGUGCCCACUGGAUUCCGAAUCAAACUCUACUUUAUGCACUUUGACCUCGAGCCGUCCUAUCUCUGUGAAUAUGACUAUGUGAAGGUCACUUCUGGUGAUAUGCUGGAGACAUUCUGUGGCCGAGAGAGUACAGACACUGAAAAGAUUCCAGGCCAAGACUCUGUUCUCUCCACCGACAAUACCAUGACACUCCAAUUUAAGACAGAUUUUUCCAAUGAGGAACGGUUCACUGGCUUCGAGGCACACUAUGCUGCUAUUGAUAUUGAUGAGUGUGUGGAGAAAUUGGAUGAAUCCUUAACCUGUGACCACUUUUGUCACAAUUACAUCGGUGGAUUUUACUGUUCCUGUCGAUUUAGUUACAUCCUUCAUUCAGAUAAUCGGACAUGUAAAGUCGAGUGUAGCGAUAAUGUAUUCACAGAAAGAUCAGGAAUAGUCAGCAGCCCAGACUAUCCCAAUCCAUACCCCAAGAGUUCAGACUGUUUGUACCGCAUUGAAAUGGAAGAUGGGUUUCUUAUCACGCUGGAGUUUGUUGACAUCUUUGAUCUAGAAGACCACCCAGAUGUGGAUUGCCCUUAUGAUUAUCUGAAGAUCAAAGCUGGAUUGAAGGAGUUUGGUCCUUUUUGUGGUGAUAAGAGUCCUGGAAAGAUCGUGACCAACACCAGCAGUGUCCAGGUUCUCUUUCACACCGAUGAUUCAGGAGAUAACCGUGGCUGGAAAUUUGCCUUCACCUCAGUUGGCAAUCCUUGUCCUGUCAUCCAACCACCCCUCAAUGGCCAAGUUGAACCUGUCCUGGAGCAUUAUUCAUUCAAAGAUCAGGUCCAGAUCAGAUGCAACGCUGGAUUCAAAUUUGUGAAGGGUGGGGAUGAGGUGGAAGCCUAUCAGAUUGAAUGCCUGAAGUCAGGGAAAUGGAGCAGUGGAAUUCCGACCUGUAAAGUUAUAGACUGCGGGACUCCACGGCCCCUGGAGGACGGGUUCGUCAUGUUCCAUUCAAAGGACAACCUCACUCUUUUUGGGAGUCAGAUCAACUACUCAUGCCAGGCCUUAUUUUAUCGAAUGGAGCCUGAACUUAACAGUACAUACACCUGUAUGGAGAACAGCUUUUGGGUGAAUGAUGAAUUGGGUACCGAUCUCCCUACCUGUUAUCCAGUCUGUGGGAAGCCGGUUCGAACCUUGCCUUCUCUCUACAAGCGCAUCAUCGGAGGGUUGAGUGCUCGCCCAGGCUUCUUCCCCUGGCAGUUACUGGUGGUGGUAGAGGACAUGACCCGAGUCCCGCAGGACAAGUGGUUUGGGAGUGGGGCCUUGCUUUCCAGACGGUGGGUACUGACGGCAGCCCACGUACUGCGGUCUCAGAGGAGGGACAAUUCUAUCACUCUGGUCCCCAGUGAAUAUGUCACCAUCUACCUGGGACUCCACAAUGUCCAGCAAAAGGAAGAAGCCAUAAAGAGGAUGGUCGAGAAAAUAAUCGUACACAAGGCCUUUGAUCCCAGGACUUACAACAAUGACAUUGCUCUGGUAAAGAUGAAAGAGAAGGUGACUAUGAAUGAUUUUGUGAUGCCCUUGUGUUUGCCCAGACUUCAGGAGACUGAUGGACCACUACCAAACACUCUAGGGGUGGUGGCUGGGUGGGGAAUCACCGACCCUAACGUGACCAUUGAUGAUGGCAUUGGAGGUGGUCAGGCAAUGCUGUCAGAUGUCCUGCAGUAUGUGAAGCUGCCAGUCACUCUUCAGGCAGAGUGUAAGAGCAGCUAUGAGUCGCGCUCAGACACCUACAAUGUUACAGAUAACAUGUUCUGUGCUGGAUUCUAUGAGGGUGGACGAGACACGUGUCUGGGAGACAGCGGAGGGGCAUUCAUUACAUUUGACUCUGCCACUGAGAGCUGGGUAGCUCAGGGUUUGGUCUCUUGGGGUGGCCCUGAAAAGUGUGGCAGCAAACGGGUCUAUGGCGUUUACACCAAGAUUUCCAAAUAUUCAUUGUGGCUGAAGGAGAAAAUGAGCAAUUCAUCUGAAUAAUUUCUGAUGCUAAAGUAUAAUCACUUGGUUAUAUUUCCCAAAAAUAUCUGCACAUGGGUCUGGGUCCUGAGGGACCCUCACCCAGGGAAAGGGCUUUGAAUAUAAAAAUCAAACAUUUAUGCAAAAUCACGUCACUGGUUAGGCCUCAGCUAGAGCACUGUCUUCAGUUCUGGACUCCAGCAGGAAUGCUAGGGAAGGUGCAGAGGAAAGCAAGUGGAAUUAUAUUAAGGAUAUCAGUGCAUUAUGUACAGGGGCUGGAGGAAGAGAACAAUCAUAUCAGCAAAGCUUUGAGUACAAGAGAGUCAUUAAAAACUGAGGGAUUCCAACUCAAGUUCAGUUGUCAUUCAACCAUACACAUGUAUAUAGCUAAACAAAACACUAUUCCCAGGUGCAAAACUCAGUACCAACAGUAGGAGGGAGGGCAUUAGAUUUUUGGAUCAUUGGGCUCUCUUCCAGGGAAGGUGGGAAGGGGUCUUGUAUCCUAACAGGAAGGUUUGUUAAUGCUGCAAGCUGGAGUUUAAACUAGACUUGCGGGGGAAUGGGAACCAGAGUGCCAGAUACUUUGUGGAGAGGUUGUGGAGACAGAUGUAGGUAAGAUCUCAGACAAAUUCAGGAAUCAAAAGGUUGAGCAUGGUGCAACUAGUGUCCUGAGCUGUGUACAUUUCAAUGGAAGAAGUAUCGGAAGGAGGGUGGAUGAUCUCAGGGCAUGGAUCAAACCAGGAGUUAUGACGUUGUAGCCAUGAGUGAGAUUUGGUUGCAGGGGGUACAGGACUGGCAGCUCAAUAUUCCAGGGUUCUUUUCUUUUAGAUGGGACAGAGUGGGAGGGACUAAAGGAGGAAGAGUGAUAUUACCAAUCAGGGAAAAUGUUAUAACAGUACUCCGUCAUGAUGGACUGGAAAACUCGACUAAUGGGUGAAACUGAGAAAUAAGAAAGAUAUGACCACCUUAAUGGGGCUAUAUUACAGACCACCCAACAGUCCUAGGGAUUUAGAGGAACAAAUUUGUAAAGAGAUCGCAGACUGUUGCAAGAAACAAGGUUUCUAUAGCAGGUAAUUUUAACUUUCCAGAUAUCAGCUGGGAAUCCCAUACUGUAAAAGGACUGAAUGGGAUAGAGUUUGUCAGAAAUGUUCAGGAAAGUUUCCUUCAUCAGUAUGUAGAAGUCCCAAUGAGAGAGCAUGCGAUACUGGAACAACAUACACAAAAUGCUGGUGGAACGCAGCAGGCCAGACAGAAUCCAUAGGAAGAAGCACAGUCAACGUUUCAGGCCGAGACCCUUCGUCAGGACUGGAUCUGCUAUUAGGGAAUGAGACAAGGCAGAUGUCCGAAACUUAUGUAGAGGAACACUUUGCAUCCAGUGUCCACAAUGCCUUUAGUUUUAAAGUAAAUAUGCAAAAGAUAGUUCUGGUCCUUAAGUUGAGAUUCUAAAUUGGAGAUGGGCUAAUUUUGAUAGUAUCAUAAAUGAUAGAGCAAUUGUGGACUGGGACAGGCUAUUUUCUGGCAGAGGUGUACUUGGGUAGUGGGAGGCCUUCAAAAACAAAAUUUUGUGAGUAUAAAGCUUGUACGUGCCUGUCAGAAUAAAAGGUAAAAGAUAACAAGUGUAAGGAACCUUGGUUUUUAAGAUAUAUCGAGACCCUAGCUAAGAGGGAAAAAAAAGGUGCAUAGCAGGUAUAGGCAAGUAGGAAUGAAUGAAAUGCAAGAGAAAGAAUCAGGAAGGCUAAAAGAAGGCAUGAAGUUUCCCUAGCAGACAAGGAGAAGAAUCCGAAGGUAUUCUACAGGUAUGUUAAAAGCAAAAGGAUUGUAAGGGACGAAAAUGGUCCACUGGAUCUUUUAAAGACAGUAUUCAUUGCACUACCAAAGAAACCAGGUGCAACAGAGUGUGAACAACACAGUUUAAUGAGCCACCUCACAAAAAUUCUACUUAAAAUCAUCAUGCUCAGAAUAAGAAACAAAAUUAAACCAGAGAUCAGUGAAGAGCAGUGCGGCUUUGUCGAAGGCAAGGAAACAUCAAAUGGAAUAUUGUCGAAAGGUCAAUAGAAGUACAACAAGACCAAUACUUCUGUUUCAUUGACUACACAAAAGCCUUUGACACAGUGAGACACCAAGUCAUCAUGAAAAUGCUUAAAGAUAUUAAUAUCGAUGGAAAAGAUCUAAGAAUAAUCAGGAAUCUCUACUGGCAACAAAGUGCAGCCAUACGGAUAGACAACAAGAUUGGUGAAUAUCAGCCAAUAAAGCGAGGAGUCAGACAGGGUUGUGUUCUAUCACCAGACCUGUUCUCCCUGUACAGUGAGAACAUCAUGAGAACUAUACAAGACCUAGCUGGAAUAAGUAUAGGAGGAUACAAUAUCAACAACCUCCGCUAUGCAGAUGAUACAGUACUGAUAGCAAACAGUGAAGUAAAUUUACAGAAACUAGUAUCUACCAUCAACACAGAGAGCGAAAGACUUGGCCUAACCGUAAACAAAAAGAAAACUGAAGUAAUGGUAAUAUCAAAGAAACCUGAUAUCCUAAACUGUGGGAUCGUAUUGGGAAAUGAAAUCCUGAAACAAGUUCACAACUUCAGGUACCUUGGAUCAUGGGUAACAUCUGAUGGCAAAUGCGAAACAGACAUAAAAGCAAGAAUAGCAAUGACAAGAACAGCAUUUACAGAAAUGAGAAACAUCCUAACGAACAAGAAAAUAGCAAUUGACAUCUGCCUUAGAACUCUCAGCUGCUACAUUCUUCCUAUAUUGAUGUAUGGCUGCGAGUCAUGGACCACCACAAAUGCAAUGGAAAAAAGAAUCAAUGCAGCAGAGAUGUGGUUGCUCAGAAGAAAGCUAUGCAUAUCAUAUACGGACAGGAUAACCAACGAGGAAGUUCUACAGAGAACAAAAACAAAAUGUACAUUACUUAAAAAAAUUCAGAAAACUGCAAUUAAAAUUCUUUGGACACAUCAUGUGAAGAGAGAUGUUAGAACAUUUAGUUACAACUGGAAAGCUGGAAGGAAAAAGAAGCAGAGGUGACAGAGAAUGAAAAUGACAGAUGGAAUAACAUCAUGGUUAGAAACAGGGGAGGCAACAACUACAAUUCGGAGGGUCAGGGACUGUGAUGGAUAGAGAGACAUGAUCGUCCACGCCGAACAGCAAGGCACCUGAAUGAUGAUGAUGUUAUGCAAUGAACCAGAAUUGAUUAGAGAGAUUAAGGUAAAAGAAUCCCGAGGAGAAAAUGAUCGUAAUAUGAUCAAAUUCACCCUGAAGCUAAAGUUAGAAGUAUCAGUAUUACAGUGGAGUAAGGGGAAUUACAGAGGAGUUGGCCAAAAUUGAUAGGAAAAGAACACUGGCAAGGAUGAUGGCAGAGCAGCAAUGGCUGAAAUUUCUGGAAGCAAUUUGGAAGGCACAGGAUAUAUACAUACCAAAGAGGAAGAAGUAUUCUAAUGGCAAGAUAACACAACUGUGGCAACAAGAGAAGUCAAAGCCAACAUAAAAGCCGAAGUGGGAGCAUAUAAUAGAGCAAAUAUUAGUGGGAAGUUAGAGGAUUCGGAAGCUUUUAAAAACCAACAGAAGGCAACAAUGAAGGUCAUUAAGAAGGUAAAAAUGGGUACAAAAGUAAGCUAACCUAAAGAGGAUACCAAAAGUUUCUUCAGAUACAAAAAGUGUAAAAGAGAGAUGAGAGUGGAUAUUGGACCACUGAAAACGAUGCUGGAGAAGUAGUAAUGGGAGACAAUGAAAUAGCAGACAAACUGAAUAAGUAUUUUGCAUCAGUCUUCACUGUGGAAGACACGAGCAGUAUGGUGGAAGUUCCAAGUCAGGGGCAUGAAGUGUGUGAAGUUACCGAAACUAGAGAGAAGGUUCUUGGGAAACUGCAAGGUCUGAAGGUGGUAGAUAAGUUACUUGGCCCAGAUGGUAUACACCCCAGAGUUCCGAAAGAGUUGGCGAAAGAGAUUGUGGAGUAAUGAUCCUUCAAGAAUCAGUAGAUUCUGGAAUGGUUCCAAAAGACUGGAAAAUUGCAAAUGUCACACCCACUCUUCAAGAAGGGAGAGAGGCAGAAAAAAGGAAAGUAUAAGCCAGUUAGUGUGACCUCAGUGGUUGGGAAGAUGUUGGAGUCGAUUAUUAAGGAUGAGGUCUCGGGAUACUUGGAGGUACAUGAUCAAAUAGGCUGUAGUCAGCAUGGUUUCAAGGGAAAAUCUUGCCUGCCAGAUCUGUGGAAUACUUUGAAGAAAUAGCAAACAGGAUUAACAAAGGAGAAUCGGCUGAUUUGUGUGCCUAUCGAACAUUGAAAGGCCUAGAUACAGUGGAUGUGGAGAGAAUGUUUCCGGGAGUCUAGGACCAGAGGGCACAGCCUUAGAAUAGAGGGAUAUCCAUUUAGAACAAAGAUGAGGAAGAAUUUCUUGAACCAGAGAGUAGUGAAUCUGUGGAAUUCAUUGCCACAGAAGGCUGUGAAGGUCAAGACAUUGGAUAUAUUUAUAGAAACAUAGAUAGAAACAGAGAAAACCUACAGCCCAAUACAAGCCCUUUGGCCCACAAAGCUGUGCCAAACAUGUCCUUACCUUAGAACUACCAAGGCUUACCCAUAGCCCUCUAUUUUUCUAAACUCCAUGUACCUAUCUAGGAGUCUCUUAAAAGACCCUACCGUUUCCACCUCCACCACCACCGCCGGCAGCCCAUUCCACGAACUCACCAUUCUCUGUGUAAAAAACCUACCCCUGUCAUCUCCUCUGUACCUACUUCCAAGCACCUUAAAACAUUUCAGCCCUGGGAAAAAGCCUCUGACUAUCCACAUGAUCAAUACCUCUCAUUAUCUUGUACACCUCUAUCAGGUCACCUCUCAUCUUCCGUCACUCCAAGGAGAAAAGGCCGAAUUCACUCAGCCUAUUCUCAUAAGGCAUGCUCCCCAAUCCAGACAACAUCCUUGUAAAUUAUGGCAGAGGUUGAUAGGUUCUUGAUUAGUUGGGGUGUCAAAGGUUAUGGGGGGGAAGGCAGGUGAAUGGGGUUGAGGGUUAAUAAAUCAGUCAUGAUAGAUCCGAUGGGCCACAUAGCCCAAUUCUGCUCCUGUGCCUUAUGGCAUUGUGAUUAUGUUGGUAGAUUUCUUAAAGCAGCAGGAAGUAUAGACAGACUCAGUGGAGGGGAGGCUGGUUUUUCCAAUGUCAGGGAGAGAAGCAGGAAUGAAGUGCUGAGGCCAGGAUUGGAUCGAUCUUGGUUAGACUGGAUGAUGGAACAAAGUGAAGGGGCUAAAUGGUAUAUUCCAGAUCCAGAUUCUUGUGUGCAGAUGUAACUCCAUUCCAGAGUGAUUUGCAAUGGGAACUAUUACCAAUGGCACCCAUGAAGAAGAUGAAAAUGUACAGCAUCAAAACACCCAACUGGUGAGAGGCAGUGUUAUACUCAAGCAAUCCUCUUCUCACAUUAAGAAGUCCUGCGACUCUUCAGUGUAUUUACAUGUGUUUCUGAAAUUAAUCAUUGCUGAUUGCCUCAACAGCUGUUUGUAUGGUUAAGCUUCACAUUCUCAUUGCUCUCUGUACAUUAUGCAAUCAAUUAAAAUAAAGGCUCACUUGCAGCAUAAACCAUGGACCUGUGUAAGUUCCACAAA